Messenger RNA from Neurospora hispaniola, 1769 nucleotides. RefSeq lists its product as uncharacterized. Gene Ontology annotation, cellular component: endoplasmic reticulum membrane. Gene Ontology annotation, molecular function: enzyme regulator activity. The transcript has a single exon. Lineage: Eukaryota; Fungi; Ascomycota; Sordariomycetes; Sordariales; Sordariaceae. The record is from RefSeq and is a predicted model, not a curated record. The coding region runs from base 134 to 1597 and encodes 487 amino acids. Gene Ontology annotation, biological process: intracellular calcium ion homeostasis.
CCGUCGCCAUCUCCACGAACACAUCGCGAACCACCACUCGGAACCAGUACCCGAUCUCGACCUCGAAUCCCAUCACAACACCCUCCAAUGCGCCAUCGCCCCUCGACAAUAACGUCCCAACCGUCACCCAACCAUGGCGCCCGACACGCACUCCUCCCACCCCCUUCUCGACCCCUCCUCCUCUCUUCCGCACGCCAACUCCAACGAUGACCGCGGCCGCCGGCGUACCCCCUCCCCCUACCAUCCCGUUCUCUACGACUCCGAGUCCAACUUCGACCCCUCAGCCGCCGACCCCUCCCCUUUCUCCUCUUCCGGUCGACCCUCCAACCCCCGCCGUACAACCUCCACCUCCCUCCGCUCCAUCACGCCCGUCCCCCUCGCAGCGCAAGCCCUUCACCUCGACACCACUCUGCGCUACCGUCUAGCGGCCUUCUUCCUCCUCGUCUCGCUGGUGACAUUCACCGUGCAAACGGAGCUCGCUUCCAUUGUCCAACACGAUCUAGGAUGGGACAAGGCCUACUGCAUGCUCUACCUAACCCACGGCUCCUGGGUUUUCCUGUUUCCCCUACAACUAGCUGUCCUGCGGUUACUGAAGCGGGAAAUUCCCUGGCGGCCCUUUUGGCGGCAAGUCUUGUGGGAAGUUCGCGUGGUCGGAUCCAUGGUGGAACACCAAAAGCUGGAUGUACAAACCCCGAGGAGAAGAAGAGGGAGAUCGAGAGGAGGAGGCCACCAACAACAAGCAAACUCACCAUGGCGGUACCUAGUCUACACCACAGCAGGCGUCACUUGCGCACUUACCGUUGCUGGACUGAGCUGGUACUUGGCCGUAAGCAUGACGACCCCGUCGGACUUGACGGCCAUUUACAACUGCAGUGCCUUUUUCGCGUACGCAUUUAGUAUCCCGCUGCUUAAGGAAAGAUUGCACAUGGGCAAGAUCGUCGCGGUUGCCAUUGCGAUUCUCGGUGUUUUGAUCGUUGCUUACGGCGACGGUAAUCCCGAUUCGGGCGCAGGCGAGAUUAAUGGCGGCACCCGCUUCCUAGGCAACAUCAUCAUCGGCGUCGGAUCCGUCCUCUACGGCCUCUACGAAGUCCUCUACAAACGCUUCGCAUGUCCGCCUGAAGGCACCUCAGCUUUCCGAAGCGUCACGUUCGCGAACACCUUUGGAAGUAUGAUCGGGGUGUUCACCAUUUUCGUGCUGUGGAUUCCUAUCCCCAUCUUGCACUGGACGGGCAUCGAACCGUUUGAAGUCCCCACGGGCAGGGCGGCCUGGUUGUUGUUUUGGAGUAUUGUCAUGAACAUGAGCUUUGCGGGCAGCUUUCUGGUGCUGAUUUCUCUGACGAGUCCCGUGUUCAGCUCCGUGGCGAGCCUGUUGACGAUUUUCAUCGUGGCCAUGUCGGAUUGGUUCAUGACGGGCAAGCCGCUGAGCGGGGCGUCGAUGCUGGGUGGGGUGUUUAUCAUGAUGGCGUUUGGACUAUUGAGUUGGUCGACGUGGAAGGAGAUGGAAGAGGAGGAGGCGAGGAGGAGGAGGGUGGUUGCCGCCGGUGGUGGUGGGGAGGAGGACGUGGAGGAUAGUGAGAGUGAUAAGGAUGAGGUGUAGAUGGGUUUGGUGGAUUGCUCGUUGGGUUUUUCCUUUCUUCCUUUCCUUCCCUCUUUCUUCUUUUUCCUUAUUGUUCUUUUGGCGUCUUCUGUUAUAUUUCGGGGUUGUUUCUUCGGACACAGAGAACAGAACGGUCAUACGAUAGAGGUGGCCUGGCACAACCCGUAUCGAG